Molecule: messenger RNA, 1130 nt
Organism: Leptopilina heterotoma
Lineage: Eukaryota; Metazoa; Arthropoda; Insecta; Hymenoptera; Figitidae
Exons: 2
Coding region: 140-721 (193 amino acids)
Source: RefSeq, a predicted model, not a curated record
UGCUUGGGGUAUUAUUUCUAGAAUUGGAUUGCCUCUAUUGAUUUUCUAUCGAUUUCACAGUUGUGUUUUGUUAUUGGAAAUUUGGAAUAAGUGUUACAGAACGCCGCGGGGUGAACAUCCGCUCAACUGACGACAAGGAAUGACUCCAAGGUCACUUGCAGGAAAAUUAAAACAUCAUCGCCGUAAAGUAAAGAAUUUCCAUCAUCACCAUCAUCAUCGUCGUCAUCAGAAAAAGCAACAAGGUGAAUUGAAGGUUCCACUUUUUAAGAAUCUGGUGACCUUGGAAUCAAAUUCGCAUCAUCCACAUCCGUACAUGGACAGCGUUAGUUGGCUCUAUUUGGAUCCAAAUCCUUUGAUAAAAAUCGAUGCACCAUUAAUUGAAAAGCAUGAUAUUGAUUAUGCAAUGCCACCACCGCGAAGAAAGACGAAUAAUUGCUUGAAUUAUAAAUGUCAUAAUCAUCGUCAUCAUUAUCGUCAUCAACGUAAACAUCAACAUUGUCGUCAUCGUCGUGUUGUCAGUGAUCCUGGCGCGAAAAAUUGGAAUACCAAUAAUCCCCUGGAAUUAAAGGGACACAGAAGAAUUUCAAGUUAUCAUCAUGAAAAUGAUAUUUGUCUACAGGAAGCAUGUAACGAUCGUAAUCGUGAUGAUACGAUGACUUCAACGUUCAGAAAAGUGCCAUGGCAUCCCAAUCUGCACAUGCUCAAAAUUCGACCAACUUGAGAAUUUAUUUUGUUAUAUAUAUAUUUUUUUAAAAGUUCUUUUCUCUCUUCGAAUUCCAUUUAUUUAAUCUAUUUAAUUUUCCAAUUAAAUAUAUUAAAAUUUUUAAAAAGAUUCAAAAAUUUUUGUCGAACACGAAGAGAAAAUGUAUAAAUCUUCAUUUGUAGAAAAUGAUUUCGUAAAUAUUCGAAGUUUAUGCAGAGGAAAUUUUUGUAUAUUUCGAUAAAUCACAAUUGUCUCGGAUUGAAAAUUUUGGGGAACUAAAAUUUUUACAAGAGGGUAAUUUUUUCAAUUCCAAAUUAUUAUCGUGGGUGAAAAAAUUUUAUAAUGAAAACAAUUUAUAUGCGGAAAAGUAAACAACUGGAAACUUUUGGAAAUUUGUAAAUAUUGUACAAUGUAAAAAUAUUAUUGG